Messenger RNA from Schistosoma bovis, 3208 nucleotides. NCBI's taxonomy places the organism in Eukaryota, Metazoa, Platyhelminthes, Trematoda, Strigeidida, Schistosomatidae. The record is from the annotation of a GenBank genome assembly.
CCUACAUUGUAACAUCGAAGGUUUCACAUAUUUCCUUCGGGCAACAAUCGUCAGUGUUGUCAUAUUCGUGCUUUAUACAUAUUUUUUUUCUACCUUCCCUCUAACUGGGGUAACUUAUUCCAUAUCGAAAUAUCUUCCAAAAUCAUAUACAAAGUUCGAUGAAACAAUUCCAUAUAAGUGCAAAUUAAAUAUUUGUAAACACUUGAAAUAUUAACGAUCUAGAGUUCUGAGGUAUUCGAGUAUCGGAAUCUGAAUUAUUUCAAGAUUGUAGGUGCCUCAUGUUUAUAACUGCCACAUUGCUCGGAACUAAGGUACAGGGCUUCCUGAAUACUACCUCCAACCACCUGAUACAAAGCUACUCUUAACUGUUGGUUCUUAAUAUUCAUUUGUAAAGAUCACUCAACGAUUUACUAUUACUUCUACAUACCAGGUCAACUGGAACUAGCGACCACAGAAUGGAUAAUACCGAUCCAUUUUAUUAGCCAGGUAGGUUGAGUAAGUAGUCCUCAUGUUCCGUAAACACAACAUAUAUUUGUUGCUGAGUACACUAAAAUUCUAAACAAUAUAUUCAAUCUGGUUUGGCUUAACUUUCGAGUGUUUAGAACCCUGAUACUCAAUUGAAAGUAUAUUUUUACGAGGCUAGCAAUAAGGAUUUGUGUAAUCGAAUAAUUAAUAAGGGCUUUAGGGUAAUAACUUUUAGUACGAUUUUCCUUUUUGAAAAAUAUAAUGAAGACAGAAAUGUAUGUAAAUGGAUGGAACUACUGUUCAUGAGAAUCUUUAUGCUGACAAGUGAUACAUACUGGUUGCUUUUAACUUAGAAGUUAGUAUCUCAAAGCACGUAAAAAAUGUUAACUCAGUGCAACCGCACAACCUAAAAGACGUGUCGAAUUUCGGAGGGUUAGAUCCGUUCUUCAAAAGUCUAACAGUCUCAAAAUAUUGUGGAACUUAAAUACUUUAAUAUUCACCUUUUAGAGUUGUCUUUUCAAAAUGGAAGUGUUACGUCCCCGAAUUCGCUUAUUAUCAUACACAAGCUCGGUCGGAAUAUUAUUACAGUAGUUAUCAUCAAGGGUCUUAGAAACUAUACGAAGUGAAAUGGGUAUCAUUUUUCAUUUAGCUUCAGUGCAUGUGUGUUUACACCAAAUUAUUUAGAUUACUUGCUUGCUAGGAGUUGUGUGUUCUAUGAUUCACUCUAUGAUUUCUGUAUGUUAUCUGAUAUUCACUCCAUUCAGAAAGUGUAACUAUAUUUGAUUCUCCUUUUUUGCCUCAGAACCAUAAACAAAUUCACUAUCCUGGCCAACCUUUGUUUUAAUUUAGAUAGUUAUGUUACGUGCUGACAGUCACUUAACAAAAUUUAGAAUAACGACCAAUUUUUCAGACUUGAAGUGCAUCAGAUCAAGUUGUCACAUUCUUCAAAAGUAGGUAGAUAAAAAGUCAAUAAUAGUGAGUGAGCGAUAAGAACAUAGGUCAAAAAUAGAGAGUAAGUUAAAGUAACAUAAUAUUCAAGACUUAAAAGAUGCAUUCUGAGCUAUUUCACGUAGGAUCUACUAUUGCUGUUUGUUGUAGCCUAACUUAUCACUAGUAUUUUGAUAUAUUUGCUACAAUCUUAGUGUGUAAAUUCACGAGAACUGUUUUUAGACUAAAGUUGAUUGAUGUUAUCUGUCGAAUUUUGUAUUAACAGUCAAAAGAAUUUCUGGUCAAUGGAUUAUUGUUCAUUGGGACGGUAACAUCAGCUGUAAAACAGCUGUUUCCAUUUUAGCUGUUAUUUUGUGUUCUACACAACUAUCAAUUAACAGUCAUAAAUAAACAUUUUCAAGGUAUUUUUACCUUGUGAUGGCUGAUGAAGGGUUGAAGGAUUCUAAAGCUAAUGAUGGCCAGAUAGAUGACGAUCGUUUAAAUGAAGAAGAUUACCAGGAACCGGAUUGUCGUAGUGAAAACAUAUCUGAAGAUAUCACAGAUACAGAGAUCGAGUGUUUGAAAAAGGAACUGCAAUCUGAGAUUUCAGAGUUGGAGUGGGAAUUCAAACAAGCAAAAGAGUCACUAUACAAUGAACGUAUAAUGCAAGUAGAGAAUAAAUUAAAUCAAGCGAAAAUGGGUACUGCACCUGAAUUUCUUCAUGUUUUAUCCUUGGUUGAAGAAACGUAUAAAAUUCGAUUACAGGUGGCAAAACAUAGAAUGCAAUUCGCUUUGGAAAUAACUAACAAAGAGUUGGAUAACGAGUUACAAAUCAUUCAGUGUGACGUUAAUGAGCGAUUAUUAGCAGCAGAAGAACAAAUUCGAUUAAGUCUUCAAGAGAGUUUAUGUAAACUUCAAUAUGAACGAGCUGCUCACCAAAGAAAAGCUUCUAAAGAUUCAGAAAAAGAAUAUACCAAGUCUUUUGAUCAAUAUGAUAAUUAUCUUCCUAGUCCAAAUCUUGAACCUCGAAAGAAACCAGUUACACUAUCCCCAUCUACUCCAAGACUUAUAUAUCAAAUACCUGACAAAGACAUUCGUUCAGAUGUUGAAUUAAUUUUAGCAGCUGUAAAGAAACAUAAAUUAGCCUUUGCUAUGUCACAGCUCAAAAACGAAAAGAUAAAGUAAAUACCAACGCUUAUGUAAAGAUGUAAAUACUUUUUAUCUCUCAGUAUAUUUUUCUUUCUGUAAGUUAUGUAGUUUAUGAUGUGUGUGUAUAAUAAAAAAGGACUCAAAAUAAAAUGAACAAGUUUAUACAUCAAUUUUUUUCCUUUUAUAAACAUUAUCUGGUUAACAUUUACGGGUGACUACUGCUCACCAGUCAAUUGUUUAUGGAAACAGCACAAAAUGAACAUUAUUUGAUUUGAAUACUUUUGUUGUGAAUCUGUUUCAUUUUUUGUGUUGCUCGUCAGUCGUUUGACACAUAGCUGCUGUUACUAUUGCAAAUUAUACCCACAACCGAGUAACUACUAUUGAUCAUCGUUCAUUAUUUGCCUAAAAAGACUGUUUAUAGUUGCGCAGGUCAAUCCCAUAUAACUUUUAAAGUGGUCGUAGCUGACAAAGCAACUAAUAGAAAGUUUACCAAAGCUACUUAGUAAGAACUUAAACAAAAUAAAAAUAACAGUACUUACAAAAUACGAUGAAUUCAUUGUACCUCGUCUGUUGUUCAGCUUAUAAGUUUAGGUAUUUUUAACUAUUAACAUUAUCAGAUGGGUUUUUGUGGAGAUUGUAGUAAUUUCAGUGGUUAAGAUCAUGAGUC